Molecule: messenger RNA, 1161 nt
Organism: Penicillium lagena
Lineage: Eukaryota; Fungi; Ascomycota; Eurotiomycetes; Eurotiales; Aspergillaceae
Product: ESCO family N-acetyltransferase
Exons: 2
Coding region: 1-1161 (386 amino acids)
Biological process (GO): mitotic sister chromatid cohesion
Cellular component (GO): nucleus; chromatin
Molecular function (GO): protein-lysine-acetyltransferase activity
Source: RefSeq, a predicted model, not a curated record
AUGCCGUGGACUGUCACCAAUUCUUUCAAGCGAGGCCUCAUGAAAACAUACGGCAGACCGACAUGGCGCGUCUAUGACGACGAGCGAGCCACCAAGAAACGACGCGUCCACCACGAGUCCGACGAGGCGGAGGCCAACCUGCAGUCGGCCAUCCGGGAAUCCUCCGCCGCCGUCUUGUCCAGCCCCUCGCGCCGGAACUCCGUCCUGUCCGAGGCCACCGACCACAUCGACGACCUCGACGACCUGACCACCCCCCGUCCUCGCCACCGCCGCGCCCGAGUCCCCCCUGCCAACACGCGCAAACCAACCUUUGCCUUUCUCAAGCGCAAGCACAUCAAAGAUGCCACGCCGCUAUCAGAGGUCAACUCCAACAGCGUGCGCUCGGUGACCGACCCACCCAAGGCUCCAAAGCCCCCCGUGAUGCGCCAGAUGCAGAUCGACCUGGGGAAUGAGGUGCGCAAGACCUGUGCGACGUGCGGCAUGGAGUACAUUCCGUCCAACCCGGAGGACGCGGCGCUGCAUAAGAAAUUCCAUGAGAUGAACGCGACGGGUGUCGAUCUGGGCAAGGCGUUUGUCAAGGCCAACGCGUCGCGCUGGGUCUACGAGGCGACGCGCUUUGAUGAGGGCUACGUGGUGAUUGUGGAUCGCAAGGCGACCCCCUCGGCCAAGAACCAGGCGAAGAAGGUGCUCGAGGUGGUCAACAAGGAGUUGUCCUCGCCCGAGAUCGAGGAUGAGGUGCUCUGGAGUCAGAUCGAAGCCCCGCAACAUCUACAGGGGACGGAGGGGACGGAGAAGGUGGAUCGAUACCGCGUCUUCUUGCACAUGAAGGACAGCCGGUGCGUUGGGGUGUGUCUGACGGAACGCAUCUGGGAAUCGCGCCCGGUCGCGGCGGAGUCCGGGUCUGACGACACGAACUCGUCCGUCACGGUGGGCGAGGAGACACACCCGGCCAUUGUCGGGGUCUCGCGCAUCUGGACGUCGGGGGCGUCGCGGCGGAAAGGCAUUGCGCUGGAUCUGCUGGACUGCGUGGUGAGCAAUUUUAUCUAUGGGAUGGAGAUCUCCAAGGGCGAGCUGGCGUUCAGUCAGCCCACGGCCAGUGGCAAGCGGCUGGCACACAAGUUCUUUGAAGCGGAACCGACGUGGCAUGUGUAUAAUGAGUGA